AUGGACUUCUACGACGCCUUCAACACAACCGAUACCAAUCGCUUCAAAUCCGGCGACGUAGCCGAACAACUGGCGACUGUGUGUGUCACUUUGGGUGAGAAUCCCUAUGUGUGCUACGCCUCAUCGGCCAACAGAGCCGGAGACCUUGCGCUUGCGCUGCAAGCGAGGUUGGACGAGCUCGUUGCGGACGAGACCAUCAAGCAGACCGGUCCACGAGGCCAGCUUCUAGUGCUCGACCGAACUGUAGAUGUGAUCUCACCCGUGUUGCACGAACUUACCUACCAAGCGAUGGCGUAUGAUCUGUUGGACAUCGAUAACGAUGUGUACGUACACGAGGCAAAGGGCCCGGCAGGCACAAAAACAACACAGACCAUCCUGGGUGAACACGAUGCUCUCUGGCCCGAUCUCAG
Messenger RNA from Sphaeroforma arctica JP610, 410 nucleotides. RefSeq lists its product as hypothetical. The record is from RefSeq and is a predicted model, not a curated record. Gene Ontology annotation, molecular function: syntaxin binding. Gene Ontology annotation, cellular component: secretory granule; plasma membrane. The annotation marks the transcript as partial. Lineage: Eukaryota; Ichthyosporea; Ichthyophonida. The transcript is spliced from 2 exons. Gene Ontology annotation, biological process: intracellular protein transport; vesicle-mediated transport.